Messenger RNA from Xenopus laevis (African clawed frog), 3328 nucleotides. RefSeq lists its product as uncharacterized. Bases 32 to 3328 code for a protein of 1098 amino acids. The transcript has 7 exons. NCBI's taxonomy places the organism in Eukaryota, Metazoa, Chordata, Amphibia, Anura, Pipidae. The record is from RefSeq and is a predicted model, not a curated record.
UCAAGCUGCAUUACAGGUGCCUCCACACAUCAUGGGAAUAAUCAUUUUGCUGUUUGGGUUGUUAGUCCUGAUGGAUCCAGGCAACGCUCUUAGCUGCUACAACUGUAUGGGUGAGAAAGGAUGUAAAGGAAAAGUGACCUGCCAUGGGGAAAAUGCCACCUGUAGCACAUCAGUCCUCACAAUAUCUUCCUUUCCCCUUUCCUAUAGAAGUGUCUCUAAAUCCUGCCUUAAUACACCAAUACCCUCGAGAGCAUCUUUUUUUUCCCCAAGUCGAACAGUGAGAUUUUCCCUGCAGGAGACGACAUGCAGCUCUGACCUCUGCAACAAUCAGACCAAAUUCGAUUUCGUGGAACGAAUAAAUAAUCUCAACUGCUUUAGCUGCAUCUCGCCUGGGAAGAACUGUGACAGUGAUAUGAUGCGGGAGCUGUCGUGCCGCGGAGAGCAGAAACAGUGUGUGGAUAUGAGAAUUAAAGGGACAUUGGGUGACAUUUCAGACACCAAUCUUAAGGGAUGUGGCAAUUUCCCAGCGUGUAAAAGUGACCUUCGCUUCUCUAACCAAAAUACUUCUCUGUCAGUACAGUGCUGUGGAGACAACUUUUGUAACAGUCAGACAGAUUACCCUAAUCAAGAUAAAUUGCCCAAUGGAAAAGAAUGUUAUAGCUGUCAGACAGACAAUGGCAAAAAGUGUUCCGCAGACAAUUCCCAGAAGAUCAAGUGCUAUGGAGAUCUCACUUCCUGCAUGGAAAUAGCAGGCGUGAGUGUGCAAGGUGGGACACCGAACGUUAUGAUUUUAAAAGGAUGUGCCAACCCUGCUCUGUGCAAAAGCUCAGCCCUGCCCCUCCUACAAAAGUUAAACAACGCCUCUAUACAAUGCUGCAAUGGAACUCUUUGUAACAACAAAUUUACAGAAAACAAUUUCCUUAUUGAUGGAUAUCCUCCUAUUAAAACUGCACCAACGAGUAACCCUCUCAACACACCAACAGCUACUUCACCAGUUAUGAAUAUUAAUAGUAGUAGUGUGAACAAUAGCAUUACUUCUACUAGUUCCCCUAAAACGAAUCCAGGGGUUUUCAGCAAUAAUUCAGGUCCUGUUAGCAACAGUACAUUACAUAACACAAGCCUAACCACCCAAAACAAUACAAGUGUCCAAAGCAGCCCCUUGCCUACAGUUAAUAAUGGACUGGUCUACAAUGGUACUGUCAACGGCACAAACAAUGCUUUGCCAGGAGGCAACAAUGGAUCUUCUGUGAAUGGGAGUAGUAAUGUAGGCAAUGCCAGUGUCUCUACUGUGUCCUCACCCCCAUUACUUAACCCUGGUGGGGGUAACGGCAGCAUCUGUAACAGUAGCUCAUGUAGUCUGAUUGUGCCUGUACCAGUCAAUAGCAGUGCAUCUGGCGCUGGUAACAUGUCAUCUGGAGCCAACAAUGUAGGGAAUGGAAGUAAUAAUACAAUCAAUUUAGGCAGUUCUAGUCCCUCCAAUACAUCAUCCUCUUUAUCUAACAGUGGGGCGGUCAAUAACAGUGCUGCUAAUAUCCGAGGCAGCAACGGCACUGCAAGUGGCCUAAAUCAAUCUGGACCAGUAAUCACUGGUAUUGGGGGCAUUCUUACUGGAACCAAUGCUUCAGCUAAUGGGAGUAGUACUACUGGUAAUGUCAAUGGUUCUUAUGUGCCCAUCGGAUCACCUUUGCCAAAUCUCCCAAUCAUUAAUGGCACUGCCUUUAACAACAGUGUAAAUGGCUCUAAUCCCGGUAUCGGUAAUGUUGGGGGAGUUGUUACUGGAGGCAGCCCUUCAGCUAAUGGAAGUAGUACUACUGGUAAUGUUAAUGGUUCAUAUGUGCCCAUCGGAUCAUCUUUGCCAAAUAAGCCCAUCUUUAAUGGCACUACCUCUAACAACAGCACUGCCAACAGUCUAAAUGGCUCUAGUUCAGGUACUGGUAAUGCUGGGGGAGUUGUUAAUGGAGCCAGCCCUUCAGCUAAUGGGAGUAGUACUACUGGUAAUGUCAAUGGUUCUUAUGUGCCAAUCGGAUCACCUUUGCCAAAUCUCCCCAUCAUUAAUGGCACUGCCUUUAACAACAGUGUAAAUGGCUCUAAUACUGGUAUCGGUAAUGUUGAGGGAGUUCUUACUGGAGCCAGCCCUUCAGCUAAUGGUAGUAGUACUACUGGUAAUGUCAAUGGUUCUUAUGUGCCCAUCGGAUCACCUUUGCCAAAUCUCCCCAUCAUUAAUGACACUGUCCUUAACAACAGUGUAAAUGGCUCUAAUGCUGGUAUCGGUAAUGUUGGGGGAGUUCUUACUGGAGCCAGCCCUUCAGCUAAUGGAAGUAGUACUACUGGUAAUGUCAAUGGUUCUUAUGUGCCCAUCGGAUCACCUUUGCCAAAUUUCUCCAUAAUUAAUGGCACUGCCUUUAACAACAGUGUAAAUGGCUCUAAUACUGGUAUCGGUAAUGUUGGGAGAGUUGUAACUGGAGCCAGCCCUUCAGCUAAUGGAACUAGUACUACUGGUAAUGUUAAUAGUUCAUAUGUGCCCAUCGGAUCACCUUUGCCAAAUCUCCCCAUAAUUAAUGGCACUGCCUUUAACAACAGUGUAAAUGGCUCUAAUACUGGUAUCGGUAAUGUUGGGGGAGUUCUUACUGGAGCCAGUCCUUCAGCUAAUGGAAGUAGUAUUGCUGGUAAUGUUAAUAGUUCAUAUGUGCCCAUCGGAUCAUCUUUGCCAAAUAAGCCCAUCAUAAAUGGCACUACCUCUAACAGCAGCACUGCCAACAGUUUAAAUGGCUCUAGUUCAGGUACUGGUAAUGCUGGGGCAGUUGUUACUGGAGCCAGCCCUUCAGCUAAUGGAAGUAGUACUACUGGUAAUGUCAGUGGUUCUAAUGGGACAUCUUUGCCAGUUAACACCAUCAUUAACGGCACUAGUAACAGCAGUGGCAUAAAUGGCUCUGGCAUCGUAGGUAGUGUAUCAAAUCCAGUUCAGUCUCCCCCUGGGUCGAGCAAUGGCAGUAGCCCUGGUUUAUCUUCAAUGGACAAUUCUACAAGUACAAAUGUUAAUGAUGGAGCUGGUAAUGGCAGCAGUGUGAAUGGCUCCAGCAAUGGCAGUAGCCCUGGUUCUUCUUCAACGGGCAAUUCUACAAAUACGAAUGUUGACAGUCCUUGGAACCGUAAUGCAAGUACAUCUUCAGAGGGUCUCACUACUGGAGAUUCCUCUAAUGUCAACACAUCUCAUAUUCCCAAAAUCGAUGGCAAUGACCAGACAACACCCGACAAAGGUGAUACAUUUACUACCAAUUUAUUUAUCCUUCUGACCGCCAUGCUGCUUAAUGUAUUGAACGGCUUGUGA